This is a messenger RNA of Durusdinium trenchii, 945 nucleotides long. The record is from the annotation of a GenBank genome assembly. Lineage: Eukaryota; Dinophyceae; Suessiales; Symbiodiniaceae.
AUGGAGUGCCUAAACCCAGAAGCUUCAGUGGAUGACUGCAACAUGUCGGAGAUGAUCGGAUAUCUUGGCGCCAUCCUUGCCGGAGUCUUUGUUUGCAGCUGUGCACUAAGUGGCUGCUGCUUCUAUUGCCGAUGGAAGAUGAAGAAACCGGAUGUGGGAGCAAUCACCCUCAAAAGUUCGAAAACAGGCGUGAAGGAGGAAGUUCGCUUCCAUGUCUUCGAGCGGAAAGGAACCGAGGAGUCACAGGCACAGGUCGGCCCAGCAAAGUCGACGAAAUCUGCAGCCUCUUCAGCCAGCCGCAAAAGCGGAAAGGACAAGAAAACAGUGGUAUCCUGGCAGCUUGAUACACAGAGCCCAUCUACAAGAAGCCUGGUUUCUACGGGCAAGGUGUUAUUGACGACAGUUGGGGAGGGAAAGGCUCCACGCGACUUGCGUGGCCAAGCUGCUUCGAACGCUCCAAGCAAUGCGACGUCACCUAACCGGAGGUCAAAGCCGAAGAAAGAGAAGGACAAAAAGGUCCAAGAAAGUCGAUGGCGUGCUGGCAUUGCAGGGCUGACGAAGAUUCUCAACUCGGGCUGCGGCUUUCGCAAGGAUGCUUACUCCGUCAAUGAGAAUGUCGAGUACUUCUCUGCUUCGAAUGGAAUUUGGACACACGCAGUCAUCGUUUCGUCUGGAGCAUUUGGCGAUGACGGUCUUCCAUCCUAUACAGUUCGGGUUGGACGGCAGCGCCGUCACAAUGUUCCUAUCAAGUUCAUCAGACCUACGCUUGCGGAGGGGGAACAUGUUGGCUUUUUUUCUGGCCUUGAAACCUCUUGGACGAAUGCCAAGAUCGUCUCACCUCCAAGAGCUUUGAUGUUGGGUUACGAGCUGGAUGUGCUGGAUGAGAAGAGUGUGCCUGCUGUGGCAGUAGCUGGCCGCCUUAGGCAAAUGCAACACGGUGCUUGA